Molecule: messenger RNA, 1705 nt
Organism: Arabidopsis thaliana (thale cress)
Lineage: Eukaryota; Viridiplantae; Streptophyta; Magnoliopsida; Brassicales; Brassicaceae
Product: Pathogenesis-related thaumatin superfamily protein
Exons: 3
Coding region: 199-1191 (330 amino acids)
Biological process (GO): defense response
Source: RefSeq, marked reviewed
AAGCUACCAACCAACACAUACACCAGAUUCUCACCAACAGAGGAAAAAAGCUUCUACUAUAAAGCACACAUCUUCUUCUUCAUCUCUCUUUCGCUCUCAGAAUCCUCUUUUAAGUCUCUGUUUCAUAAAUAAAACUAAUAAAGAAGAAGAAGAAAACAGAGCAAUUAAAGUCCUUAAAUCUUCUUCUUCUCCAAUUCAAUGGCUCUUCCGUUGCCAUUGAUCUUCCUUAUCUUCUCUCAUUUGUUCGUUUCUGGAGUUAGAUCAACGAGCUUCAUUAUGGUGAACAAAUGCGAAUACACAGUCUGGCCUGGACUUUUAUCAAACGCCGGAGUUCCACCACUUCCGACGACCGGAUUCGUUCUCCAAAAAGGCGAAGAACGAACAAUCAGCGCUCCAACUUCAUGGGGAGGAAGAUUCUGGGGGAGAACUCAAUGUUCCACCGACACCGACGGAAAAUUCACUUGUCUCACCGGAGAUUGCGGAUCUGGUACCCUCGAAUGCUCCGGAUCCGGAGCAACACCACCAGCAACACUAGCGGAAUUCACACUAGACGGAUCUAACGGACUCGAUUUCUACGACGUUAGUCUCGUCGACGGUUACAACGUCCCGAUGCUAGUGGCUCCACAAGGAGGCUCGGGUUUAAACUGUAGCAGCACCGGAUGCGUUGUAGAUCUGAACGGUUCGUGUCCGUCGGAGCUUAAAGUGACGAGUUUAGACGGCAGAGGUAAACAAUCCAUGGGAUGUAAAAGCGCGUGUGAAGCUUUUCGUACGCCGGAGUAUUGUUGCAGCGGCGCCCACGGUACACCUGACACGUGUAAACCGUCGUCGUACUCGUUGAUGUUUAAAACUGCGUGUCCACGUGCUUACAGCUACGCUUACGAUGAUCAGAGUAGUACCUUCACAUGUGCUGAAUCUCCUAAUUACGUUAUCACGUUUUGCCCUACUCCUAACACCAGUCAAAAAUCAUCUCAAGAUCAGAGCCCAGAUCCCAAACCGACGACACCAACCGGGACGUCGUCGACAACUCCUGCCGGAGAUAGUAGUACGACGUGGUCACCGGUAGAUACAUCAAUGAUAUACGAAGGAGCUUUGGAUCAAAACAAAGGAUCACCGUCCACGUGUCAUCUUUCGUUAUGUGGAAUCACAGUCACACUUGCGCUGGCCUUUUGUCGGAUGUGGCGGCUCUUUUGACACCUAACUUUGUCUCCCGCGUAAAACACUGAAGAAUGUGGGCCCUCACUGACGAAAGCCUUAUCUCGUUCCGGCCCAUGUGAACCGGUUAUUCCCGAACGACGUCGGAUUGGGUCAGAGUUGAGAAAAAAAGUUAACAACACCCUACAGUUACGAAAAUAUCCUUCAUUCAUGUUCAUGGGAGAAUUCUUAAUUUGGGUGAGGAACACGUGGGCAAGAAAGUGGGCUGCUGGUGGAGUUCAUAAAAGAUGGGAAUGUUUAAUUGUAAGGUCAGAAUAUUUAUUUGAUUUAUAAUGUAACUAGGAUUAGAAGAAUAUUAUGUACACUAUAUAAAGCAGUAAUCUAUUUAGUUUAAAGCUAUAUAUUGGAAACUAUUGGUGGGAAUAUUUCAUUUAAUUGUUAUCUGCUGAUGCUGCGUUGGCCAUUCGGAACAUUGAAAUGAAUAAUACUAAUAUUCAUUUCAUGGUCUUGUCCCAACUACUGUAUUUAAUAAUAAUUUGACUUUACAAGCCGC